Molecule: messenger RNA, 9337 nt
Organism: Orcinus orca (killer whale)
Lineage: Eukaryota; Metazoa; Chordata; Mammalia; Artiodactyla; Delphinidae
Product: membrane cofactor protein-like
Exons: 10
Coding region: 839-1861 (340 amino acids)
Biological process (GO): negative regulation of complement activation, classical pathway
Cellular component (GO): cell surface
Source: RefSeq, a predicted model, not a curated record
CAUGUAUAUUUCAUCUUCAAUAAAACAUUUAGUGGCUCAAGGACAAAAGCCCGGUAGCGUUGGAACCCAUUAUGCUAAUGGCCCGGUGUUAACAAUUUACCUUCCCAGGGGUCCUUUCCUGGGAACACAGGGAAGGCUAAUUGACUUUAGCAGUUGGGAGAGCAAUGACCAAACCUUUCGUGAUUUUGAAAUCAGGCCAUGAGAGGCUUCAGAAGCAGAGGCUCAACCACGGAAACCUCAACUAUUGUCCCGAAUUAUGCCUGACUAAUGCUAAAGAUUGAGCAAGGGUACAGGUGUCCGGACAGCUUGGAGUGCCCCAGGUCCAAACUGGAGUCCUGAGGGGUGUCUCACCCACAGUGACCCACUGGCUGGGCUCUAGGUUUCUAUUUUCGGGUCGAUGCGCUUGAUUCUUUAGUCCAGCUUUCCGGAAAAGGGACAGUGAUGACCGCACCGGCCCUUGAUUCCUUUCCACCGUUCUUGAGUAGGUUGGUAACAGUCUGUUUACGUAGAGGCGGUGAGAUAGCCAUUUCCCGCAAGCCGCCGCGGCUCUCCUUCAGGUCUGCAGACAGAGGACUCAGAGACAGUCCGAGUCCAAGAAGGAGGCGCAAAGCUCUCAGCCCACCGGGAGGGUUAGCCCCGCGCAAGGGCCUCGCCCCGCCUCUCCAGGCUUAACGGCCGCCCCGGGCGCCGAGGCCCAGCCUUGCAGCCCGCCCAUUGGCCUCGCAAGGCCCUCUCCUUCGCUCCUGCAGCGUUCUAGGCCACGCCCACCUGCGUGACCGCACAGGACACUGUGAAUCCGGGGAUUAUUGCGUCUGGUCCCUGUAUUGACCCACCAGUAAUGGAGAGUAUGAAGCUCAAGGGUGUCAUUAAACGCCAUUAUUAUUCUGGGGACAGAAUAAACUAUGAGUGUCGCAUAGGAUACUUUUAUGUGUGGCCUUAUCUCCUCUCAUCUACUUGUGAGCCUAAUGGCUCAUGGAGCCCUAUUGAAGAAGCAUGUUUAAGAAAAUCAUGUCCAAAUCCAGAAAUAAAGCAUGGUGAAGUAUAUGCCCCAAAUAAAACCUUUGAGUUUGAAUCAGAAGCUCACAUUUCUUGUAAUGAGGGUUAUUACUUAAGAGGAAAAAGCAUUCUAACUUGUAACCGUAUUGGAGGGAAUGUGCAUUGGAGUGAUAAGAUACCACAUUGUGAAAAGAUUUUUUGUGGACGACCUCCAGAAAUAAAACAUGGAAAACACACCAAUAGCUACAGGAAUAUAUUUGAAUAUAAUGAAUUAGUAACUUAUAGUUGUAAUCCUUCAAAUGGAUCAGAUGAAUAUUCGCUUGUUGGAGAGAGACAGCUUAUUUGUUCUGGACCUGGCAAAUGGAGUAGUGCUGCUCCUCUGUGUAAAGUGGUCAAAUGUGAACGUCCAGUACUCGAACAUGGAAUAAUGGUAUCAGGAAGUAGAAAAAAAUUUUCCUACCAAGCAGUGGUGAUAUUUGAAUGCCUCCAGGGUUUUUACCUUAAUGGCAGCAACCUAGUGUUCUGUGGUGGUAAUAAUACUUGGGAGCCUGAGAUGCCAAAGUGUAUUAAAGGUUACAAGCCUACUCAUCCAACCAAGACUCCACUUGCAAAAUAUCCAGGAUAUCCCAAUCCCAGCAAUGAAAUACUAUCACUUGAUGACUUUGAGGAUUUAGAUACAGGAAUCAUUGCUCUGAUUAUUCUUACUGCAAUUGUUGCUGUUGUAGUAGUUUGUACCUGCUUAUACAGAUGUCUUCACAGUGAGAGGAAAGAGGAGAAGGAUAUGAAAAAGAAGGAGAAGAAAGAGAAGAAGGAAAAGGAGAAAAAGGAAAACAAGAAGAAGGAGAAGGAGAAGAGAAGAAGAUGAAAGGGUAAAUCAAAGCAUGUUUCCUCUAACUUAUUCUAAACUUUGUACUUCUGAUAUACUUUUGUGCAGUUUUUUUUUGUCCUCUAUAUUGCAUGCUGUGUUUUCCUAAAAUGUGCCUGCAUGAGUGUGCUGUCUGAAUUGCAUUUCAUUACUAAAAAUGUUUUUAGCUGCUUUUAAUAUCACUGCAACCAGAGAAAUUUGUGCAGAAUUUCAUCAGCUAUUCUGACUGUAGGAAAAGUUUCUGUGGGAUUUGAGGUUUAAGUUCUUCAGCAAAUCAUGGACUGUUAGAGGAUUUUCCCUACCCUAGGUGUACCCUACUUCCUAGAUUGGACUGGUGGCCAAGAUGAAAUUUUAAAUGGUUCACUGGAUACUUUGACAUUUAUAUUCACUGCAGUUUUUAUGAUGAAAAUCUCCAUUUAUCUGUCCAACUUAGGUCACUGUAAGAAGCUAUGUAGUUAAAAUUUGAUUUCAUUUAGAGUUGUUAUUUAUAUAACUGGGGAAUUAAAAGCAGCAUUAUUUGAUUUCCCAUUUAUGAUCUCUUAAUUUACUAAGUGGCAGUAAAACUGAUGGGAUUAAACUUCAAGUUACUGAAAGGGGUAGGAUUUAUAAGGCAUCUCAUUAGUUUUGUCUUUCUCUUUAUCUGUAAAAGUAAAAAAAUCAGUGGGGUGCUUAGAAUAAAAAGAAAGUGUGCAGAGGAUAUUCAAGAUGGCGAAGGAUUAAGACAUGGAGAUCACCUUCCUCACCACACAUACAUCAAAAAUACAUCUACAUGUGAAACAACUCCUACAGAACACCUACUGAAUGCUGGCAGAAGACCUCAGACUCCCCAAAAGGCAAGAAACUCCCCACAUACCUGGUUAGGGCUAAAGAAAAAAGAAAAAACAGAGACAAAAGAAUAGGGAUGGGACCUGUACUUCUGGGAGGGAGCUGUGAAGGAGGAAAAGUUUCCACACAGUAGGAAGGCCCUUCACUGGCAGAGACGGGGGUGGGUGAGGGGGAAGCUUCGGAGCCACGGAGGAGAGUGCAGCAACAGGGUGCAGAGGGCACAGCGGAGAGAUUCCUGCACAGAGGAUCAGUGCCGACCAGCACUCACCAGCCUGAGAAGUUUGUCUGCUCACCCGCUGGGACUGGUGGGGGCUGGGAGCUGAGGCUCCAGCUUCGGAGGUCAGAUUCCAGGGAGAGGACCGGGGUUGGCUGCGUGAACACAGCCUGAAGGAGGCUAGUGCACCACAGCUAAACAGGAGGGAGUCCGGGAAAAAGUCUGGAACUGCCUAAGAGUCAAGAGACCAUUGUUUCAGGGUGCACGAGGAGAGGAAGUUCAGAAAACCGCCUAAACAAGCUUCAGAGACAGGUGCGAACCGCGGCUGUCACUGCAGACACCAGAGACGGGCAUGAAAUGCUAUGGGUGCAGCUGCAGCCACCAGGAAUCCUGUGUGCAAGAACAGGUCACUAUCCACACCUCCCCUCCCAGGAGCCUGUGCAGCCUGCCACUGCCAGUACCCCGUGAUCCAGGGAGAAUUUCCUCAGAAGAACACACGGCAUGCCUCAGGCUGUUGCAACGUCACACUGGCCUCUGCCGCCACUGGCUUGCCCUGCAUUCCGUACCCAUCACUCCCCCUGGCCUGAGUGAGCCAGAGCCCCCAAUCACCCGCUCCUUUAACCUCCUUCUGUCUGGGCAAAGAACAGACGCCAGAGGGCGACCUACAUGCAGAGAUGGGGCCAAAUCCAAAGGUGAACCCCAGGAGCUGUGUGAACAAAGAAGAGAAAGGGAAAUUUCUCCGUGCAGCCUCAGGAGCAGCAGAUUAAAUCUCCACAAUCAACUUGAUGUACCCUCCAUCUGUGGAAUACCUGAAUAGACAACAAAUCAUCCCAAAAUUGAGGCAGUGGAUUUUGGGAGCAAGUGUGGACUUGGGGUUUGCUUUAUGCAACUGACUACUUUCUGAUUUUUAUGUUUAUCUUAGUAUAGUUUUUAGUACUUCUUAUCAUUGGUGGAUUUGUUUAUUGCUUUGGCUGCUCUCUUCUUUUUUCUUUCAUUACUUUUUAAUUGUUUUACUUUAAUAAUUUUUUAAUUUUAAUAACUUUCUUUUCUUUUCUUUUAUUAUUGUUUUUUCUUUCAUUCUAUUUUUUCUCCCUUUUCUUCUGAGCCAUGUGGCUGACAGGGUCUGGGUGCUCUGGCUGGGUGUCAGGCCUGAGCUUCUGAGGUGGGAGAGCCAAGUUCAGGACAUCAGACUACCAGAGACCUCCCAGCCCCAAGUAAUAUCAAUUGGUGAGAGCUCUCCCUGAGAUCUCUGUCUCAAGACGAAGACCCUGCUCCACUCAACGACCAGCAAGCUCCAGUGCUGGACACCCUAUGCCAAACAACUAGCAAGAUGAGAACACAAUCCCACCCAUUAGCAGAGAGGCUGCCUAAGAUCAUAAUAAGUUCACAGACACCCCAAAACACACCAUCGGACGCAGUUCUGCCCACCAGAAAGAAGAGAUCCAGGCUCAUCCACCAAAACACAGGCACCAGUCCCCUCCAUGAGGAAGCCUACACAACCCACUGAACCAAACUUACCCACUGGGGGCAGACACCAAAAACAAUGGGAACUACGAACCUGCAGCCUGAGAAAAGGAUACCCCAAACACAGCAACUUAAGCAAAAUGAGGAGACAGGGAAAUACGCAGCAGGUGAAGGAGCAAAGUAAAAACCCACCAGACCAUACAAAUGAAGAGGAAAUAAGCAGUCUACCUGAAAAAGAAUCCAGAGUAAUGAUAGUAAAGAUGACCCAAAAUCUUGGAAAUAAAAUGGAGAAAAUACAAGAAACAUUUAACAAGGACCUAAAAAAUCUGAAGAGCAAACAAGCAGUGAUGAAAAACACAAUAAAUGAAUUUAAAAAUUCUCUAGAAGCAAUCAAUAGCAGAAUAACUGUGGCAGAAGAACAGAUAAGUGACUUGGAAGAUAAAAGAGUGGAAAUAACUACUGCAGAGCAGAAAAAAGAAUGAAAAGAAUUGAGGACAGUCUCAGAGACCUCUGGGGCAACAUUAAAUGCACUAACAUUCAAAUUAUGUGGGUCCCAGAAGAAGAGAAAAAGAAAGGGACUGAGAAAAUAUUUGAAGAGAUUAUAGUUGAAAAUUUCCCUCUUGUGGGUAAGGUAACAGUCAAUCAAGCCCAGGAAGCACAGAGAGUCCCAUACAGGAUACUCAAAGGAGAAACAUAACAAGACACAUAUUAAUCAAACUAUCAAAAAGUAAAUACAAAGAUAAAAUAUUAAAAGCAGCAAAGGAAAAGCAACAAAUAACAUACAAGGGAAUCCCCAUAAGGUUAACAGCUGAUCUUUCAGCAGAAACUCUGCAAUCCAGAAGGGAGUGGCAGGAUAUAUUUAAAGUGAUUAAAGGGAAAAACCUACAACCAAGAUUACUCUACCCAGCAAGGAUCUCAUUCAGAUUUGACAGAGAAAUUAAACCUUUACAGACAAGCAAAAGCUAAGAGAAUUCAGCACCACCAAACCAGCUUUACAAGAAUUGCUAAAGGAACUUCUCUGGGCAGGAAAUACAAGGGAAGGAAAAGACCUACAAAAACAAGCCCAUAGCAGUUAAGAAAAUGGUAAGAGGAACAUACAUAUUGAUAAUUACCUUAAAUGUAAAUGGAUUAAAUGCUCCAACUAAGGGCUUCCCUGGUGGUGCAGUGGUUGAGAGUCUGCCUGCCGAUGCAGGGGAUACGGGUUCAUGCCCCGGUCCAGGAAGAUCCCACACACCGCGGAGAGGCUAGGCCCAUGAACCAUGGCUGCUGAGCCUGCGCGUCCGAAACCUGUGCUCUGCAAUGGGAGAGGCCACAACAGUGAGAGGCCCGCAUACCACACACACACACACACACACACACAAAAGCUCCAACUAAAAGACACAGGCUCGCUGAAUGGUUACAAAAACAAGACCCAUAUAUAUGCUGUCUACAAGAGACCCACUUCAGACCUAGGGACACAUACAGACUGAAAGUGAGGGGAUGGAAAAAGAUUUUCAAUGCAAAUGGAAAUCAAAGAAAGCUGGAGUACAAAUUCUCAUAUCAGACAAAAUAGACUUUAAAAUAAAGACUAUUACAAGGGGCAAAGAAGGACACUACAUAAUGAUCAAGGGAUCAAUCCAAGAAGAAGAAAUAACAAUUGUAAAUAUUUAUGCAUCCAACAUAGGAGCACCUCAAUACAUAAGGCAAAUGCUAAGAGCCAUAAAAGGGAAAUUGACACUAACACAAUAAUAGUAGGAGACUGUAACACCCCACUUUCACCACUGGACAGAUCAUCCGAUAUGAAAAUAAAUAAGGAAACACAAGCUUUAAAGGACACAUUAAACAAGAGGCACUUAAUUGAUAGUUAUAGAACAUUCAUUCCCAAAACAACAGAAUACACUUUCUUCUCAAGUGCUCAUGGAACAUUCUCCAGGAUAGAUCAUAUCUUGGGUCACAAAUCAAGCCUUGGUAAAUAUAAAAAAAAUGAAAUCGUAUCAAGUAUCUUUGCUGACCACAAUGCUAUAAGACUAGAUAUCAAUUUCAGGAAAGAGCUUCCCUGGUGGCACAGUGGUUGAGAAUCUGCCUGCUAAUGCAGGGAACACGGGUUUGAGCCCUGGUCUGGGAAGAUCCCAAAUGCCGCGGAGCAACUAGGCUCGUGAGCCACAACUACUGAGCCUGCACGUCUGGAACCUGUGCUCCACAACAAGAGAGGCCACGAUAGUGAGAGGCCUGCGCACCACGAUGAAGAGUGGCCCCCAAUUGCCACAACUAGAGAAAGCCCUUGCACAGAAACGAAGACCCAACACAGCAAAAAUAGAUAAAUAAAUUAAUAAACUCCUACCCCCAACAUCUUCUUUAAAAAAAAAAAAAUUCAGGAAAAAACUGUAAAAGAUACAAACAAAUGGAAGCUAAAUAAUGCACUAAUAAAUAACCAAGAGAUAACUGAAGAAAUCAAAGAGGAAAUCAAAAAAUACCUAGAAACAAAUGACAGUGAAAACAUGACGACCCAAAACCUAUAGGAUGCAGCAAAAGCAGUUGUAAGAGGGAAACUUAUAACAAUACAAUCCUACCUCAAGAAACAAGAGACAUCUCAAAUAAACAACCAAACCUUAUAUCUAAAGCAAUUAUAGAAAAAGAACAAAAAACCACAAGUUAGCAGAAGGAAAGAAAUCAUAAAUAUCCGAUCAGAAAUAAAUGAAAAAGAAAUGAAAGAAACAAUAGCAAAGAUCAAUAAAACAGAAAGCUGGUUCUUUGAGAAGAUAAGCAAAAUGGAUAAACAAUUAGCCAGAUCCAUCAAGAAAAAAAGGGAGAAGACUCAAAUCAACAGAAUUAGAAAUGAAAAAGGAGAAGUACCCACUGGCACUGCAGAAAUACAAAGGAUCAUGAGAGAUUACUACAAGCAACUAUAUACCAAUAAGAUGGACAACCUGGAAGAAAUGAAAUAAUUGUUAGAAAAGCACAACUUCCGAGAUUGAAACAGGAAGAAAUAGAAAAUAUAAACACACCAAUCGCAAGCACUGAAAUUGAAACUGUGAUUAAAAAUCUUCCAACAAACAAAAGACCAGGACCAGAUGGCUUCACAGGCGAAUUCUAUCAAAUAUUUAGAGAAGAGCUAACGCCUAUCGUUCGCAAACUCUCCCAAAAUAUAGCAGAGGGAGGAAAACUCCCAAACUCAUUCUAUAAGGCCACCAUCACCCUGAUACCAAACCCAGACAAAGAUGUCACAAAAAAAUAAAACUACAGGCCAAUAUCACUGAUGAACAUAGAUGCAAAAACCCUCAACAAAAUACUAGCAAACAGAAUACAACAAUAUAUUAAAAGGGUCAUACACCAUGAUCAAGUGGAGGUGUAUCCCAGGAAUGCAAGAAUUCUUCAAUAUACACAAAUCAAUCAAUGUGAUACAUCAUAUUAACAAAUUGAAGGAGAAAAACCAUGUGAUCAUCUCAAUAGAUGCAGAAAAAGCUUUCGACAAAAUUCAACACCCAUUUAUGAUAAAAUCCCUCCAGAAAGUAGGCAUAGAGGGAACUUACCUCAACAUAAUAAAGGACAUAUAUGACAAAACCACAGCCAACAUCGUCCUCAAUGGUGAAAAACUGAAACCAUUUCCACUAAGACAGGAACAAGACAAGUUUGCCCACUUUCACCACUCUUAUUCAACAUAGUUUUGGAAGUUUUAGCCACAGCAAUCAGAGAAGAAAAAGAAAUAAAAGAAUCCAAAUCGGAAAAGAAGAAGUAAAACUGUCACUGUUUGCAGAUGACAUGAUACUAUACAUAGAGAAUUCUAGAUGCCACCAGAAAACUACUAGAGCUAAUCAAUGAAUUUGGUAAAGUAGCAGGAUACAAAAUUCAUGCCCAGAAAUCUCUUGCAUUCCUAUACACUAAUGAUGAAAAUUCUGAAAGAGAAUUUAAGGAAACACUCGCAUUUAUUUUUGCAACAAAAAGAAUAAAAUACCUAGGAAUAAACCUACCUAAGGAGACAAAAGACCUGUAUGCAGAAAAUUAUAAGACACUGAUGAAAGAAAUUAAAGGUGAUACAAAUAGAUGGAGAGAUAUACCAUGUUCUUGGAUUGGAAGAAUCAACAUUGUGAAAGUGACUCUACUACCCAAAGCAAUCUACAGAUUCAGUGCAAUCCCUAUCAAACUACCAAUGGCAUUUUUCACAGAACUAGAACAGAAAAUUUCACACUUUGUAUGGAAACACAAAAGACCCCAAAUAGCCAAAGCAAUCUUGAGAAUGAAAAACGGAGCUGUAGGAAUCAGGCUCCCUGACUUCAGACUAUACUACAAAGCUACAGUAAUCCAGACAGUGUGGUACUGGCACAAAAACAGAAAUAUAGAUCAAUGGAACAGGAUAGAAAGCCCAGCGAUAAACCCACGCACGUGUGGUCACCUUAUCUUUGAUAACGGAGGCAAGAGUAUGUGAUGGAGAAAAGGCAGCCUCUUCAAUAAGGGGUGCUGGGAUAAUUGGACCCGUACAUGUAAUAGAAUACAAUUAGAACACUCCCUAACACGACACACAAAAAUAAACCCAAAAUGGAUUAAAGACCUAAAUAUAAGGCCAGACACUAUAAAACUCUUAGAGGAAAACAUAGGCAGAACACUCUAUGACAUAAAUCACAGCAAGAUCCCUUUUGACCCACCUCCUAGAGAAAUGGAAAUAAAAACUAAAAUAAACAAAUGGGACCUAAUGAAACUUAAAAGCUUUUUCACAGCAAAGGAAACCAUAAGAAAGACAAAAAGACAACCUCAGAAUGGGAGAAAAUAUUUGCAAAUGAAGCAACUGACAAAGGAUUAAUCUCCAGAAUAUACAAGUAGCUCAUGCAGCUCAAUAUCAAAAAAGCAAGCAACCCAAUCCAAAAAGGGGCAGAAAACCCAAAUAGACAUUUCUCCAAAGAAGAUAUACAGAUUGCCUACAAACACAUGAAAGGAUGCUCAACAUCACUAAUCAUUAGAUAAAUGCAAAUCAAAACUACAAUGAGGUAUUUCCUCACACC